AUGCAGACGCACCUACUCACUCUGGACGACGCCCUACUGGUGCAGGUGCUGAGUUUUGCCGCGGAACGAGACGUGGAAUCCGUGACGAUGGCCUCCAAAUUGGUGGCGCUGCACCUGCUGCCACAGUAUCCCAAAAUCUGGCGCGUCCUAUUCGCUCGUCAUUGGGAGACAGUCAACUUCCAACUGGAUGCAUUGACAGAGGAUGCCAGAAAUCUCGUGGUGGACGCACGACUUCGUGCGCUUUUGCCGCGUGAGUGCACCGAAGCACGGGUCUUCCAAUUGCUAACACGCGCAAUAGCUCAUUUACCGUCAGGCAUGGACAUUGGAGAGACACAGCGAUCUCGGGGAUAUUCAGAUACCCAGCAUAGAAUUGUAGCACUGGAGAAAAAGAAGACGGAGAGCCAGAGCGAUGAUGCUGUGGUGACAGCAUUUACAUUUGAUAGUAAACAUUUUGGCAACGAUCGCUCCGUGCGCUCGAAAGUGCCGUUUCCAACGUCACUCUAUGUCGCGGUAUUCAAGCGCCGAGUGCAAGACCCUACGAGCGAGAAAGAAAUGUUCGUGUAUCAAAUCGGUGCGACUACAAGUGGCUACUUUGAAAUCAGCAUUUCUGAUCCCGUGUCACGACCAAGUCCUCACACGGUGAGGAAUGGGAGAGAGGAAAUGACCGCUAUUGGACUAGUCCCGUCCAGCUUUCCACUGGUGGGGAAACAACCAGGAUGGAUUACUCCGUCGUUUGGGUACCAUGGUGACAAUGGAAAGUUAUACUCAGCGUUUCCUGUAACUCGUUACCUCCCUGGAUCAGGUCGAUAUAUCCCGUGCGAUAAUGAGCACGAGUGGUUCCCUGCGGUGGGUCUGGGCUCUCCGAAUACGAUUCACGUAAACUUCGGUCAGCAACCGCUCAAGCACGAGCAGAUAGUCGGUAAGGCUUCCGUACAUGAGUGCAUUGGGAUGAACGCUCUUGUGGCUCGCGAAAUGCUCCAAAACGUCAACAAAGCUCGCUUUCGCUCCGUGCGGCGCAACUGCAUCGACGCCUUCAUUGCCAACGUCCUGGAGCGACGACGUUUGACCACAGCAUAA
Phytophthora infestans T30-4 is the source of this 1077-nucleotide messenger RNA. RefSeq lists its product as uncharacterized. The record is from RefSeq and is a predicted model, not a curated record. The transcript has 5 exons. Lineage: Eukaryota; Oomycota; Peronosporomycetes; Peronosporales; Peronosporaceae. The coding region runs from base 1 to 1077 and encodes 358 amino acids.